CCAUCAGGCACAAUUUAUCCCUUCACAGUCGAUUCAUCAGGGUACAGAAUGAAGGAACUGGGAAAAGCUCAUGGUGGAUGAUCAACCCAGACGGUGGGAAAGGUGGGAAAGCACCACGGAGGCGUGCUGUUUCAAUGGACAACAGCAACAAGUACACGAAAAGCAGAGGACGAGCGGCUAAGAAAAAGGCUGCUCUUCAAGCUGCCCAGGAAACUACUGAAGACAGCCCCUCCCAGCUCUCCAAAUGGCCAGGCAGCCCAACCUCACGUAGCAGUGAUGAGCUGGAUGCAUGGACGGAUUUCCGGUCUCGUACAAACUCAAAUGCCAGCACAAUAAGUGGCCGCUUGUCACCAAUAUUGGCAAGUACUGAGUUAGAUGAGGUCCAGGAUGAUGAUGCUCCACUAUCACCCAUGCUGUACGGUAGCCCACCCAGCAUGUCCCCAUCGGUAAAUAAACCCUGUAAUGUUGAGCUGCCUAGGUUGACUGAUAUGGCUGGCACCAUGAACUUGAAUGAUGGCCUGACAGAUAAUCUUAUGGAUGACCUUCUGGAUAAUAUCACACUCCCCUCUUCCCAGCAAUCACCCACAGGAGGACUCAUGCAAAGAAGCUCAAGUUUUCCUUAUGGAUCCAAAGGUUCAGGUCUUGGUUCUCCAUCAAGCAGUUUCAAUAAUGCUGUGUUUGGACCUUCAUCUCUGAAUUCCCUCCGUCAGUCUCCCAUGCAAACCAUCCAAGAGAACAAGCAAGCUACAUUUUCUUCCAUGUCUCACUACAACAACCAAACGCUGCAGGAUCUGCUAGCAUCGGAUUCGCUGAGCCACAGCGAUGUCAUGAUGACUCAGUCUGAUCCACUCAUGUCACAAGCUAGCACAGCUGUGUCUGCCCAAAAUGUACGCAGGAGCAUUAUGCUCCGGAACGACCCAAUGAUGUCAUUUGCUGCUCAGCCAAGCCAGGGCAGUUUGGUCAAUCAGAACCUGCUCCACCACCAGCAUCAGUCCCAGAAUUCUUCUCUCAGUGGCAGCUGUGCCUUGUCAAAUUCCAUUGGUACUAUAGGCUUAAGUGACACAAACAACGUAGGGUCGGCCAAACACCAGCAACAGUCACCUGUCAGCCAGUCUAUGCAAUCACUUUCUGACUCACUCUCAGGCUCUUUAUAUUCCAACAGUGUGAGCCUUCCAGUCAUGGGGCAUGAUAAAUUCCCCAGUGAUUUGGACCUAGAUAUUUUCAAUGGGAGCCUGGAGUGUGACAUGGAGUCCAUUAUCCGCAGCGAACUCAUGGAUGCAGAUGGUUUGGAUUUUAACUUUGAUUCCCUCAUCUCUGCCCAGAAUGUUGUCACUCUGAAUGUGGGAAACUUCACUGGUGCUAAGCAAGCUUCAUCACAGAGUUGGGUUCCAGGCUGAAGGAUUUAUGCAAAGAGGGAAAAUGGUCAAAGCAGGCCCUUGUACUGACAUAAGAAUGAACGAAAGAAAAAAACACAAAAACAACCCUUUGCCAAAUCAACUGUCAACAAGUGGACAGAGAUACCGUUUACAGCUUAUAACCUUUGUGAAUCCUGUAUUAUUUUCAUAAUGAAACAGACUGUUAAUGAGCCCCAGAAUCCUAGUGACAAACUGCCUUUUCUGGAACUCAGUGCAUUCUUGAAGUAUGCAAAAUCUUCCUACCGUGGGAUGGGCAAGCACCAACGUGGAUACCACAUUCAGCUACCAUCCUGCUUCAGAACACACUGUGUAGCCUUUAGGAUAGUUUCUUUGUCGAAUAAUAUAUGGUGUUCCAAUAUGUCACUGGGUUGCAGAAUGCUUUUGGUUGGCUAUUUUUUUGCCCAAAGUUUAGCCCACCCCUACUCACCCUCUCUAAGGUGAUACCCCCGUGCAAUGCUUUAAUUGUUCCUUUUUCUCUUUUUACAAGCUGAUUCCUCAGAUACAGAAUAAUAUAUGCACAAUGAAAAGCUAAAUCAGUUUUGUUUCAGUAGACCAAUACCACUUGAAUGCUGCAGCCUUUAUAGGAUCGCCAAGUGAUUGGAUUUAAGAGGUAGUUUAUGGAAGGGUUUUACUGUUUUUGGUUUGGGGUUUUUCCCCCUGUUUGGUCAGUUGGUUCUAACUCGGAUCCUACAACCCUCAAGUAAGUCUUUUCCUAAAUGCCAGGGUAUACCUUCUGUUUAUUCUCAGCAUCAGGAAGGUGGAUUUUACCUCACAAAAUUAGCCACCGCCAAUGCUGCGUCCUCACCAGUGUUGAAAAGGUAUGAGAGAGAAGGCCAUUUCAAAGUGUUAGUCACAAACUAACUUGCUGUUGGUCAGAUUCAACCUAGCCUUGUGUGUUGUGCUAACAUGUUCUGCCCAAACAGCUGCAAUGAAUUUUAUUUUUCAUUUGCCUGUAUGGCUUAGCAACUGGAUGGUAUGAAAAUGAAUAAGUGAAGCUGCAGUUUAUCACACCAAACAAUUUGACCGUAACCAUCUAGAAGGCAACAACUUGCUUUCAAAUAAUAAUAAUAGUAAUAAUAAUGAUGAUGAAAAAAUAUAAAAAAAAAAGGGUAGACUUAAUGCAUUUUUUAAAAUAAUUUUGUGUAUACACAUCAUCCAGAACUUGGGUGAUUUAUUACAAUGAUAAUUAUUUUUACAUCCUCUCCUUGACUGGUCUUUCCUUCUCGUGAAUGUGUCACUGAGACCUGAGAGGAGAAGCUGAGGGGUGGCAGGAAGGAGAGGCAAGGAAGGGCAAACCAUACAGACAGCUUUUCUUAGGAGCGUAGACUGUAAUUGGAUAGAUUCCACUGAAAAUAAAAUAGUUUUUAUAUAUUUUGCUUAUAUGGGUUUCUUUUGUAAAUUUUAAUAGUAAUGACGAACAACAGUGAUGGUGCUGUGCAGAUCCUCUCUUCUGAUUAUUUUUUACUGGUAUCUCUUUUGUGGGGGAAGGGAGGAAGAGACACAGAAGGAAAACCCAGUGGUACAUUUUAAAUUUUUAAAAAAUGGAGUGAAGACACUUUGGCUAGGACAAUGUAUACCUUUCUCGCCAGAGUGAUAUACGAAGAUGUUUUUCUUGGCAUAAAGACGUGAUGCAUAUAAAUAUAUAAAUAUAUUUUAUUAUGUACAGAAACAGAUCAUUAUGCAUGAGUGUUAGGAGAACAGACUAGCAUUUUAACCCAAAGUUUCAGUGCAUGAGUUUCCACUGGCACAUGAACCAUGUACAAUGUGGUGCAACUCCCUUCAGCCACUACAUGCAAGUGUGCGUGUACCCAUAGACAUACACAAUCACGCACACACACAUCUGUGGGCUCCAUAUUGCUUCUUCUUUCCCAACCCUCUGAGGUAAACUUCGUGAAAUCACAGCUCCUAGUGUGAUGGAAGUUUUGUUUUGUACUGUAGCCUCUUCAUGCUCGUGCUACGCUAUUCUGUAGAUGAACACGUGAACUCCAUCAUGCAGUUCAUAAAUGAAUUAUCUGUGCUGUUGUGAUUCUAAGUAGAUUAUAGAACAUAAACUUUCCAAACAGUCAAGAUUUUUAUCAUUAAAAAAGACUAUUUUUUUAACAAUGAAGGUGGUGUAUUUGUCAAUGGCAGGGUCUAGUUUAUUAUAUUUCUUUAAUCAGAAGUAACCAAUGUGUUCAUUUGCUCACCGCAUUGGAAAGGGCUUCCCCGAGAGGAAAACACUAUAUGAAAACAUAAUCUGUCCCAGGGAUUUAGGAAAGGUGUCAGUUUAUUUAGAGAAGCUCUGAUAUAGGUACCUAUUACCAAAGCUAGUUAAGAAUUUGCUUAUUUGCCUUCACUACAUAAGAGUAUCUGGUACAUCAUCAAAUGUGAAUUCAGCUGACAAUGUCAUUUCUGUUUUUUGUUGCUGUUUUCUGAUAACAGCAAUGUAUUUGGUGACUGACAUUUUAUUUGUAAAGUAUGCCCCCCCCCCGGAAAUCUGCACAAAAAAUCUGGUACAUAGAAGGUUUUAUGGGUUCCACACUUUUAUUUCUGUUAAGCUUCCAUUUGAAGGUGUAAUCCUUCAGGGAGACAAUGUAGAAGAAGAUUGUCUCUUUUGCAAGCUCUAAUUUUAUCUAGGUGAUUCAGUUAUAUAACAUGUAGACAAGAUGGGUGCAAUCCAGCCAAAGUUUAGCAUUUUCUAAGUUCCACUGAUUUUCAUGGAAAAGAAUUAAGUCCUUGUUGCCACCAACAUCAGUAGGGUUCUAAAGCUGCAAUCCUAUGCAUACUCAGCUGGGAAUAAACCCCCCAUUGAAGACAGUGGGACUUCUGAAUAAACAUGCUCUGGAUAAGGUUUCAUGUCUGCAAUGCUAAAUGCAACUACUCAAGAGCAAUGCCCCUUCACAAGGAGCUCUCAUUUCACUCAGUGGACCAUUGGUCUGAUGGGCUCUUCUUCUGUUCGCCACCAUAUAUGCUUGUUUAGAAGUAUGCAGACUUUCCUAGAUGAUAAGACAUUACUUUAAAGUUGUGUAAAUAUGCACAGAAGCUCAACCAUGUGGACUGAAAUCACAUUCUCAAGAGUGCAGUGGGAGUUAUCCUGUUGGUGAAGAUAACUGUGGCACCCCAGGGUAUGUGUAAAGGAGCUGUAUGUCUGACUAACAGGAAAUUUCAUCACAAACCAGUUAAAGGCAAUUUGGUUCUUUUGGGUUUUAUCCUACUACUGUGCCAAACUAAGGGUGGUGCAUUCCAUGGACACAAGGUGCUUCCUCCCAAUGAAAGAGGCUCUUCUGCUAGCAGGAUGUGUCUUGCCGUAAUAUAACACACCUUGUGCUGAUGGAACACACUCAGCCUUUAGCUGAGCAGAGCGGUAGGAUACAACCAACUUAUUUCAAUAGGAUAAAAUCAGUGUAUAGAACUCCAUGCUAAUAAGAUAAGGGUUUAAUGUAGCCAUAUAGGAUGUAGUCCCACCAACUUUGCACACAUUGCACUCUAAUCCUGUGCAUAGUUCCUCAGAGGUUAUUUCCUAAUGGAGUGUUGCAUUCAUCUCUUAAUUAUAGGAGUAUAAACCUGAAAAGAGAUUUUGAAUGUUGUUCCACCUUUGUUCUUCAAUAGCUGAUCUCCAAAAUAUGCAGCCCCUAACUGGGAGCCUGAUUAAGGAAUAUUGCUGUUUAGGCAACUUCCCAGAGAUUAGUUCCAGUUUAGAGACUGAAGUAAUCUCUGUGCUUUCUGUGUCAUCCUUCAACGGCUAUGGAAUCAACUGCUUUCUCAAAACUGCCUCUCUGAGUUGGCAUCUACAGCUACUGUAUAUGCAAGGGCAUGGAGGAGUCAGGUGCUCAGUGAAAUCAAGUACCUGAAUAGUCAUCUCCCAGCUAUUGUGCCAAGUAGUCAGGUGUCUGUUCUAAAUUCAAAGACAAAUGUAACUGCUUGGCAGUUACCCAGAAUAAAACGUUGUUCGUCUUCAAGGUGCCACUGGACUCAAACUUUGUUCUGCUGCUUGGCAAUAUGACUACAUUCUUGGGCUGCACAUUUCAAGCCAUUUCUUCUGAAGUAGUCCUGGAGUUCUCGGCACUGAUAAGUGAUGCGAAUUUUCCAGUCCUGCAAACACCACACAAGGGCACAGUUGUGAACAUCACUGAAUACUCCCAUCCUAAGUCCCAAACAGCAUUUAAACAUGAAAUAUUGCCCUAAAAUUAAUACACUAGCCAUGUGUUUACAGUGUUGGGUACAUGAUCAUUGUCAAUACUUGUGAACGACCUCUGUUACUCUCAUGAGUCUAUGGGCAAUUUCACAGAUGUGUUGAAUUAUUUGUGGGGUUGUACUUUUAGUAUAGAAUUGGGUAAGUAGUUCCAGUCACCUUUGUUGAAUACCAAUUUGGCACAGAUGCACAGACUAUUUUCUUUAAAUAUCUAUUGAGUACUUCAUAGUAUCCUGUUUUUAGCUCACUUCGUAUUUCUUAUUUGAUUUCUCUCUCAUGAAUUAAUUUCUCCAAUAAGAGUUACCAGGCUAUUGCCUAUCAUACGAAUAUUUUCAAAAACUAAACCUUAGAACAUUUAUCUCUUGGAAAUUAUGUCAUUGCUUGGCAACCAACCUUCUUUCAGUAGUUUCUGUACAUGGUGUCUAUCAGAACUACCAGCAGAUGUGAAUGGGGACCAGAUACUUUUAUUUACUAUGGGGAGGGAUGGGGUGGGAAUGUGAAAUGUAUUGUACAUUUUGGUUUCACGUGUGAAACUUUUUUUAACCAAAAAAAGUUGCAUGAAUGGACAAAAUAUGUAUACAGUAUCUGUAAAACUGUCUUAUCUGGGUUCUUUCUUUCACUGUCAAACCACAUCCUUUUGAAAUAAUAUUCCAUCCACUGCCUUAGCGCAUGGCCGUCUUUCCUAAGAGGUACAUGAUUUUUACUUUUCUUAUGAGCUACCUUGCAGUUUCGUUAGAAAGCCAGCACUGUUGUUAACUAAGGCUUUUGUGGAAACCAGUUACUGACAUGGGUGAAUAUACUACCUUGUUACAUAAUGAUUGGAAGUCAGUUUGAUUUGGAAAUCUUCCCCAUUGCAAAUGAAAUAGCAGUGCAGAGCUUAACUCCACUUGAUGUUUAUAGUAGACAUUGCCUUGUGUAUUCCAUUCUCAAUUGUAAUCUAGUUUGUAAAAUAAAUGGUGACGCAUGUAAAUAAAGCAUAA
This is a messenger RNA of Gekko japonicus, 6566 nucleotides long. It is a transcript of the gene FOXO3, whose product is annotated as forkhead box O3. Gene Ontology annotation, biological process: regulation of transcription by RNA polymerase II. The record is from RefSeq and is a predicted model, not a curated record. Gene Ontology annotation, cellular component: nucleus; mitochondrial matrix. Bases 78 to 1397 code for a protein of 439 amino acids. The transcript has 2 exons. Gene Ontology annotation, molecular function: RNA polymerase II cis-regulatory region sequence-specific DNA binding; DNA-binding transcription factor activity, RNA polymerase II-specific. NCBI's taxonomy places the organism in Eukaryota, Metazoa, Chordata, Lepidosauria, Squamata, Gekkonidae.